Messenger RNA from Camellia sinensis, 381 nucleotides. The record is from RefSeq and is a predicted model, not a curated record. Lineage: Eukaryota; Viridiplantae; Streptophyta; Magnoliopsida; Ericales; Theaceae.
AUGGCUUACUCGAGCGCACUAGUGUUGGUGUUGAUGUUCGCUAUGGUGGCCGGAUCAGUCUUCGCUCAAGCUCCGGGAGCAUCACCGGCGAAGUCUCCGGUAGCAUCGCCUCCCAAGGCGGUGGCGACUCCGUCUCCCUCCAUGAAGCCACCGACCACCGCUCCUACUUCCGCCCCUACCACCGCACCACCGACCUCUGCUCCAGUUGCUCCUGGUACCGCUUCCGCCUCCACUCCCUCCGGCGCCACCGUUCCUCCAUCCACGAUCUCAGCCCCCGGACAAUCUCCUUCUUCUACUCCUUCUAGCACCGGCGCAUUGAACAGAGUCACCGUCGCCGGAUCCGCUGCUGUAGUCUUCUUUGCCGCGACGUUGUUGAUUUAG